CAAGCGGUGCAAAUAUAAAAUCAGGAAUAAGCGAUGCUGGAAAAUAAAUUGAUGUAUGACCAUAAACCAAAGAGUGAAAUCGGCAUCAGGUUAUUCAUACCUUUCCUACUCUGAACGAGCCGAAGCGAAGAUUUGGCGAAGGAUUCUGAUAAACAGGAUUUUCCAAAGUUUAGGGGGAUUUCCUCUAUUUUGCCAGAUCUCCUGCAGUCAUGGCUCCCUCACUGGCCACUGCCUUCUCCAGGCGCUGGUGGAUGGCAAUUACUGCGGUUAUUGAAAGCCUGCUGUUCUCUGCUGUGCUUCUCGGAUGGGGCUCGCUGCUCAUUAUGCUGAAAUCAGAGGGCUUUUACUCCUUCCUCUGCAGAGAGCCAGGUAACAGUACUGGGCAGAAUGCAUCUGACAAUGAUAAUAGUACAACAAGCCCGACAGAUGAAGAGGAGUUUCUUCAGAUGAAAGGCUGGCCCAUCUGCAAAGAACAAGACGAGAUGCUGAACCUGGCGUUCACCAUCGGCUCCUUCCUCCUCAGCGCCAUCACGCUGCCUCUCGGCAUCAUCAUGGACAAAUACGGCCCGCGCAAUUUGCGUCUGCUCGGCAGUGCCUCCUUUGCUCUCUCCUGCAUCCUGAUUGCAUAUGGAGCCAGCAAUCCAGGAAAUCUUUCCAUCCUGAUCUUUUUCGCCCUGGCGCUGAAUGGGUUCGGAGGCAUGUGCAUGACCUUCACCUCGCUCACGCUUCCCAACAUGUUUGGUGAUCUCCGAUCGACUUUUAUUGCACUCAUGAUUGGCUCGUACGCCUCAUCAGCAGUCACCUUCCCAGGAAUAAAGGUGAUCUAUGAUCUUGGUGUUGACUUUAUCACGAUCCUGCUGGUGUGGGCUAGCUGUGCCGGUCUGGUCUUCAUCAAUUGCUUCUUCAACUGGCCGCUCGAACCCUUUCCUGGACCAGAAGACAUGGAUUACACUGUGAAGAUCAAGUUCAGCUGGCUGGGCUUUGACCAUAAGAUCACAGGGAAACAGUUCUACAGGCAGGUGACCACAGUGGGUCGGAGGUUGAGUGUGGGCAAUUCCAUGAAAAACCAUCCUAAACAGCUGGCCACCCAGGAGGGCAAUAAACUCUGCCUUUCCACCCUUGAUCUAGAGGUCCAGUGCAAACCAGAAGAGGAAUCCCAGUCCUUCAUGAAGAGCAUCUUCAGCCCCAUAUUCAUGCUCAGCCUCAUCACAAUGUGCGUGACUCAGCUCAGACUCAUCUUCUACAUGGGGGCCAUGAACAAUAUCCUAGACUCUCUUGCUGGUGGAGACCUAAACAAAGUGGAGAGGAUGGAAAUGGUGAGCACGUACACAUCUAUUUUUGGGGUGCUGCAGUUACUCUGCCUCAUGACGGCCCCUGUGAUUGGUUGCAUUAUGGACUGGAGGCUCAAAGAGUGCGAGGACGGUAAUGAGAAACAAGUGGCAAAGGAUCCUGCUCAGCCAAAGAAACGUGACAAACAGAUCCAGAAGAUCACCAAUGCCACCCGUGCGUUCAUCUUCACUAACCUGCUGCUGGUCGGCUUUGGGGUGACCUGCCUGGUGCCCAACCUUCCUCUACAGAUUUUGUCAUUUGUGCUGCACACCAUCGUGAGAGGGUUUAUUCACUCUGCAGUUGGAGGAUUGUACGCUGCAGUAUACCCCUCCUCUCAGUUUGGCAGUCUGACGGGAAUGCAGUCUCUUAUUAGUGCACUUUUCGCAUUACUGCAGCAGCCUCUGUUCAUGGCCAUGAUGGGCCCGCUGGAUGGAGAUCCACUUUGGGUGAAUGUGGGGUUACUGGGCUUGAGCAUGUUGGGAUUCUGCCUGCCCAGCUAUCUUCUUUGCUACGGCAGGCAGCUGCGCAGACAGAAGCAGGAACGUGAAGAAGACCCCAAGAUCUACGUCCAGAUCAACAACAGCGCCAACCCAGAGGCCUUCGUCUGAAUCUGACGCGCAGACGACAGCAGUCCGCUACAGAGAGCAGUAGGAAGGAGGGAAGAAGGGGGAGAGGACUUAAAGUCACUAGAGGAG
Messenger RNA from Triplophysa rosa, 2024 nucleotides. It is a transcript of the gene slc43a2a, whose product is annotated as solute carrier family 43 member 2a. Gene Ontology annotation, biological process: transmembrane transport; neutral amino acid transport. The transcript is spliced from 15 exons. The record is from RefSeq and is a predicted model, not a curated record. Gene Ontology annotation, molecular function: neutral L-amino acid transmembrane transporter activity; L-amino acid transmembrane transporter activity. NCBI's taxonomy places the organism in Eukaryota, Metazoa, Chordata, Actinopteri, Cypriniformes, Nemacheilidae. The coding region runs from base 210 to 1937 and encodes 575 amino acids.